CUCUGAAGGGAGACUUUCACCAGGGUGGAAAAAAGGAGAGAGCAAGCCAAGGGUGAGCUGGAUCGACAUUCAAAAACUCUGCAGAUUCAGCAGUAAAAAAAAAAUAACACGGUACAUGAAACAGAUGUAAAACUGCAUUUUUUUCUAAAUUAUGUAGCUUAGCAUGUAGCAUGUGAGUGCAGACUUAAGGGAGAAAUAUGAUAUUUCUCAAGGUAAAGGUUAACCGUGUGAAAGCCUAGUCCCUUACCAGACACAGUGCAGGAUUAACACUGUAAUGUGUGUGUGUGUGUGUGUGAGUGAGAGUGAGUGUGUAAGGGAGGGAGAGGGAGAAGGAGUGUAACAGGUGCUCAUCAAAAAGGGAAUCCAGGCUGUAGCUGUUGAGGGGGGAUCAGAGAGAAAAGCAAUUACAUCAACUUUCUCUCAAUAAUGUGCCAUGCUGCCAGUGAAGUCACUGUUUUUAUAUAUAUAUAUGUGUGUGUGUGUCUGUGUGUGUGUGUGUGUGUGUGUGUGUGUGUUGUUUGUGUGUGAGUGUGAAAUGCAUUUACAGGCCGGUGAAGGAAAAGCUGUCAAAGUGAGAGGCAGAAGGAGAGGGGCCCAUUCCUCCUGGCAGAGUGACACCAGGAAAUUCCUCUCUUUCUCUCUCUUGCUCUCUGUCUCUCUCUCUGUCUCUCUGUGUCGGCUCCUCCAUCCUCUCCUCCGCCAUGACGCUGCUGGCCUCUGAGAGGUCGCUCCUCAUCCGGAACAAGUUCCGCUCAGUGCUGCAGUUGAGGAUUCAGAAUCGAAGGCAGAGUGAGAUCAAUGCAGACCCCGGGCUGAAGUCGGCCUGUCCUGCUCUAAAAACAGAGAAAGACCAGAGUGAAGCUCUGCGCCUCACUGAUGACGGUGCCGCUCAAAAGCUGCCCCCUAGUGGUCUGAGCACUGACACUACACCAGAGAAGACUGUGUGUGGCGCCCAGAGACACAAGAAGGCUCGUCAGGCGCAGGACCUCACUGACAGGAUCCAACGUCUGCCCGGGCCUGCUCAGCAACCACACGAAAAACACACACUGCCCCUGGAGAACCGCUCGGCCUCCUUCCCUCUGCUUGCUGAUGUCUUCGAAGAUGACAUGUCCUCCUGCUCUUCCUCCUCUCCUACCAAGCCACAUGGCCUCCAUCAGUCACCGGCCUUUUCUUCACUCCCAGGGCCCGCAGGUGACCAGUUGUUGAGUGAUUUCUCAGCUGUGGCUCCACCCCUUAACCACAGCCCCGGUCAAGCUCAGUCUGGUUUGGCGUUGCUCCCGGCAACCGAGGGCAUCAGACAGCCGCUGAGUGUAACACUGAGUGAAUCAAACUCCAUGGCAACCACCGGGAGACCAAACGGGAUGUAUGUGACCUCCCAGACCACACCGCUGCUGCCAAAGACAGCUCGGCCUCCCACCCCUCCGUGUUCCUCCUCCCUGCCCCCCUCCCUCAACUUUACCCAUCUCCCUCGCCCACGGAAACCGCGGGAUACCAAACCCAAAAUGAGGACGCUUACAUAUCACCAGUACAUUCCUCCAAAUCAGAGAGGAGGGUCUGGGACGGGAGGGACCAAACAGAAGAGUUCUACUCCGACUUUAGACCCAGCCUAUUCCAAUCUCCUGAAGCAGCAGCAGGUCAUUCUCCAGCUGCAAAUCCUACAGAACCAGCAGCAGCAACAGCAACAACAGCAACAGAAGCAACAACUACAGCCGCAACAGCAACUCAUGGUAGUGCCUAGUGUAGAUCACAGUGAUCUGGUGAAGUCUUCUGGAGCCAUGCCCUUGAAUCCCCAACCUGUUCCUGCCACAACAAACCAAACUCCUAUGGACACGGACCCUAAAGCCAAACCGGAACCUCUCCCUGCAAAUCUUGUUGAUCUAACAGUGUCAGAGUUAAGGCAGCACCUUCGAAAACGUGGCCUCCCUGUCUCCGGCACCAAGCCUACUCUACUGCAGCGCCUCCGUCCCUUCCAGCUCCCCCACUCUUGCCCCACCCCUGCUCCCUUCUGCCAGCUGGGUACCAGCCUGGAGCCCCUCACCUCCUACCUCCCGCUAUCACCCAGCCAGAGCCCCAGCUCAAGCUCCAGCUCUGGACUAGACUCACCCAACAGGAGCCCAAACCAACAGAUGUACAUCCCGGACAGGGGGAUUCCUAAUGGGAUUCUCAGCGACACUCCGAAUGGGGUUCCAAAUGGAAUGCUGAACACAGUGCAGAACGGUUUCACAGCAGGUGAAAGCUGUAGUCUUACCAACGCUGGCUUCCUAGCUCCCGCUAGCACAGCCUCAGGAACACCAAGUCCCAGUCUGCCCAUGUCAUCCUCUUCGCCCCUGCAGUGUGGGACUUCAUGGAGAACUGAGAAUGACAAGGAGCAGCAACAGCAGCAGGAGCUGAGUGUGGAGCUGGAGAUGAGGGAGAGGUUAAGGAGCAGGCCCAGGGACCGCUCCACUAACACCGGCAAUGAGUCUUGUGGAGGAUCUCUUCAUCCGUUCCUGCAACAGGAUCCUGGAUGCUCCAGAGGCAAGAAAGAAACAGACGCACAGACAGAGGUGUUCUGCUGCCAACCAUGUGAUGUGAUUGGCCAGGAUUUUGAGCUGCCAGUGCAGAUUACAGCAAGCCCUGUUCAAACCUCGCCCGGUGUUCGCAGCUUGGAGGAGGAACUGCUGGAGGCCAUCCAGAAAGCACAGAUGGACCCUCGGCUGUCCAUAGACGACAUCCUGGAUGAGCAAAUUACUUGUGUUGGCUCUGAUGGUGUCUCUGAUCGUAAAUCCCCUGCCCAGACAGUCCCCGGACCCUCUCCACCUCCUCCUCCUCCUCCUCCUCUUCUUCAAGCCGAUCAGUCCCAGACCUGCCAGCAGCACACUAAAGAUGACGGCUUCCUGCCCUCACCUCUUUGCUCCUCUCUUCUGCUGGAGCUCCCUCCAUCCCCAGCUAUAAUAAACCCAAACCAGGUGAUCCCAGCUCCUCCCCCACCCCCCAUCUGUACUUCCCCUCUUUCGUCCAUUGGGAAGUCCCGAAAACGACGAGCUCCAACACUGUUUGAUGCUGCUGACUGGCUCGAAACAAUGACAUCUGGUCUUCGUCCUCUUACUCCACCGGCAGCUCCGUUUGUCGAGCCAGACUUGAGUCUGGAUUCCGAUCUGAAUGUCAGCAGAGUGUUGGAUCUAAUGAUCGAGCAGUGGUGAGGACUUGUGUGUGUGCAUUUGUAGUUGUAACUCUGUAUGUAAUGUAGAUGAACAUAUUUUUUUGAUCAUGAAUGGGGCAAAGCGUUUGCAUCCAACAGAGGGCACAAGACUGUGAAGUACUGAAAGGCUGUCAGUCACCGGCUCCACGCAAUGUCGAGAGCUGGAUUCAUUGCUGGCUUUGAUGGGGCAUUGAGAGCACAAACAAAUGCACACACACACACACACAAAAACACACCACUGAGGGCUGUUUAAAAGAACUGGGAACAGCCAAAAAUGGCAAACAGGCAACACAUCUGUGGGCUGACACACUUCACUGCACAAUGUUUGCAGUGCUAAACAAAAGAAAACCUGGUGGCACAUUAAUUUAAACAUGCUUCCUGGCUGCGCCGGGAGAAUGUUGUUUCUGACUUAUCUCCAAAAAACGUUGUCGGAUUGGGUCGAGUGUGGCCCCCAGUGUUGACUCAGUCAUUGAGUCCUAGCCAUUCAUAAAGCCCAUUUGGAGUGUGUAAAAGCCAGGCAGAGCACACAGCUUGUGUGUGGCUCCAGACCUUAACCUCGGUGCCAGACACACAGUCGGCAUGCAGAGAGAGAAAGCUGGCAGAAGCUACAAGCAAACCGUGUGUCUGUGUGUGGUCAUGAGGAUGUGCAAGCAGUAUGUGUGCGUAAGCUUGUGUGUACAUGUGUCAAGUGUGUGUGUCUUCUGAAUGUCCGAUAGCGACUGUGCACACAAGGCUGCCUUUGUUUGCAUGUGUCGACAGCCAAAUGCUUCCAUGUAUAUUAAUGAGUGUUAAAGCCACAUGCACUUGUAGUAAUUAGUUUGCUUAUAAUUAAGUAUGCCUGCCCGUAUGUGUGUGUGCGUUGCGAUUGAUCCAUGAGAGGUACAUGUGUGAAAGACAGCAAAGAAGCCGUGGAUUUCUGUGUCCACAUUUAAGACCAGACAUUUCAUUGUAGUCUCAAUGCCAGCAGGCAGUAACUCCAGUGUAGUUAUCCAGUGUAAUAAUUAGAACAACCACAUUACCUUGUUCAAGUCGCUGUUCUCCAAGAGAGCAAUCAGGCAACCACCCCAAGAAUAGUCCCCAUACAAAUGCCCCAAUCAGACAUGUGAGAGUUUCCUCAUUGCUUUGCAAAAACAGGUGGUCAUUUUGUUCCCUGAUUAACCCCCAACGGUGUCUGGCCGGCUGCUCGGUGCUUACUCUGCUUCUAGAAAACCCAGAUUUAGCACAAUGUAUAGCCCAAAUCCACACAGUCACACCUGUUCAUGUAUUUAAAUUAAUUCCACAAA
Messenger RNA from Notolabrus celidotus (New Zealand spotty), 4464 nucleotides. Its product is annotated as myocardin. The record is from RefSeq and is a predicted model, not a curated record. Lineage: Eukaryota; Metazoa; Chordata; Actinopteri; Labriformes; Labridae. The transcript is spliced from 16 exons. Bases 702 to 3182 code for a protein of 826 amino acids. Gene Ontology annotation, biological process: smooth muscle cell differentiation.